This is a messenger RNA of Colletotrichum truncatum, 939 nucleotides long. RefSeq lists its product as uncharacterized. The record is from RefSeq and is a predicted model, not a curated record. NCBI's taxonomy places the organism in Eukaryota, Fungi, Ascomycota, Sordariomycetes, Glomerellales, Glomerellaceae.
AUGGAUGGUAACAAAAGGCCGAGAACUGCGUUGACCAGAGACGUCAGCAUGGGGCGCCUGAGCCUGGCAUGCCCAUACUACAAGCACGACAAAAUUAGACAUCAGGCCUGUCUCAAACUUGAAUUGCAGAGAAUUAGAGACGUUAAACAGCAUUUGCGCCGCAAGCAUAAGCAGCCACACUUCUGCUCCACUUGCGGUCAAGAAUUCGACAAGCUGGACGAGCAGCGGAAGCACAGCAGACCUCAGCAGUGUCGAAUGCGAAAUUUUGCCGAGCCCGAAGGCAUAACGGAGGACCAGGAGAAGCUGCUAGCUUCCAAAGUGGACAAGAAAUCUACACUGGCAGAUCAAUGGUUUAGUGUCUGGGACAUCGUCUUUAGUGGAACACCCCGUCCUAAGUCAGCCUACGUCAACAGUCUUGUAUGCGAGGUCAUGUCGAGUCUUCGCGAGUUUUGGAGAGCAAAGGGCAAAGAAAUCGUAUCGGAUCACAUCAGAGGCAAGCGCGGCCUGUCUUACUCGAUUGAAGACGAGGAAAGAGCCCUGGAGAUGGUGUAUUCAUCUACCGAGGACGGGAUGCUGGACGCGGUCAUUGACCGCUUCGUCAGCGUUUAUGACACAUCAAGCUCUCCGGGCAAAACGACAGCCGACGGGAGCUCCAGUAGCGCCUAUGGUAAUCCAUCUCUGGGAACCGUCAUUACAGAUGAGAGCCUUCCUCAGCUAUCCGAUACCCAAUUCGAACCGAAGAUUGACGAGUUAACCAAACCCCCUUUACAUGAUACCCUUGUCAAUUAUGACGCAGAGACACAACCAGCGGCGGCUGGAAUGACGGAAGAUCAAUUCGAGGCCUUUCUGGCGGACUUUUAUUUUGACGCAUCGGCCGGGCAAGACAUGCUUGGAGGUCCUCCGGGGGCGGAUGGUCCAUCUACUGAUCCAUCUUUUUAG